AUCAACGAACCAGCGCACAACCACUGUCAAACCAUCUCGCUCGGCAAAUAAAUUAGGAAAAGUCGGUUGAGCAAACGAGUGGGAGUGUGUUACGGAAAAGUUGUUUUGAUGGAGAAAUAAUGUUUUCCAUUUUAUUUUAAAUUAAAGGCUGUUUAGGGGUAAACUUUUCGCUGCUAGUGUUUCUGCUGUUGCCACUGCAGUCUUCGUUUUACUGCUGCAUGGGAGAGGGACAUUUUUGUGGCUGACGUCGAUUGAAUUGGGAGUACAUCGCUAGCAUCGGAGGUGAUAGUUGCAUAAACGCUUCGUAGCAAAUGAAAUAUAGGAAUUAAACGGAAGAGCGAUUUUGUUACAAGUGAACCUAAACAAAAUGAAAAAAAAUCGACUGUGAUCAUGUGUGGAUAAAGAAAGGAUGAUACAAGGUUUCGUUUAAAUUCAAAAUUAGAAAAGGCAAUUGUGCAGUGAGUUACGAAAUGUUCCAGUGACGAAGAAAACAUCAAAUAUGGAGUCAAACAAGUCGUUUUUCAUACGGGAUUUACUAGGAGAUUUAAUUUCCAGUAGGCAACCCAACGAGCCGCAGCAGGGAGGCUACUCAACUGAAACCGACGAAACCGACAACAGCGACAUCGAUAUUGACAUCGAAGAUCGCUCGUCACCAGAAUCGGCGGUGGUUUCCGAGUACAACAGUCACCGUCAUCACCAUCACCAGCAAUUAACUUCUUGCGGAGCCGCCGGUACAUUGGUAUCCGUGAACCACCAGGGUAUUAUCUCCAGCAGCGGAACGAUUGGUAGUGACGGAUCAAAUGGACUGAUUAUGAAGGCAGGACGCAAACCGAGACGAAGAAGAACUGCAUUUACACAUGCUCAGCUGGCGUAUUUGGAACGAAAAUUCAGGUGCCAAAAAUAUCUUUCGGUUGCCGACAGAAGUGACGUUGCUGACGCAUUGAAUCUUUCUGAGACCCAAGUCAAAACAUGGUAUCAAAACAGACGAACAAAAUGGAAACGUCAGAAUCAAUUGAGACUGGAACAGCUGCGGCACCAGGCCACCAUAGAGAAAGAACUGAUCAACAGUCAGGAACCGUCGGCAAAUCCUCUUCAAUGCUGUCCCACGUCGUUAGCGUCGUUUACCCAGAACCCGUGCAAUUUUCUCACAUCGGCAGCAGCGGCGGCAAUAUUCCGUAACGUCUCCUACGCACACGGAUGUCCUCUGUAAAGCUGCAAUCGGCCCUGCGGUAGCAGGAAAUGGAAUGGAAAAUAGUGUAUAAUUGACUGAUUUUCGACACCACAGAUUAGAGGGGUCGACUCAUUUGAUGUAACUUGUAUGUAUAGAUGAUAAAUUGUAAAUACAUAGCACAGUGAUUGUUAUUAUGAUACCGAUAAUAAAUCUCUAAUAAUUAUGACACAAAGA
Molecule: messenger RNA, 1405 nt
Organism: Malaya genurostris
Lineage: Eukaryota; Metazoa; Arthropoda; Insecta; Diptera; Culicidae
Product: barH-like 1 homeobox protein
Exons: 4
Coding region: 500-1210 (236 amino acids)
Biological process (GO): cell differentiation; regulation of transcription by RNA polymerase II
Cellular component (GO): nucleus
Molecular function (GO): DNA-binding transcription factor activity, RNA polymerase II-specific; RNA polymerase II cis-regulatory region sequence-specific DNA binding
Source: RefSeq, a predicted model, not a curated record